Molecule: messenger RNA, 459 nt
Organism: Prorocentrum cordatum
Lineage: Eukaryota; Dinophyceae; Prorocentrales; Prorocentraceae
Source: the annotation of a GenBank genome assembly
AUGGGCAUCUGGAGUGCUCAGGGCGCGGGGCGGGUGCUGUUGGCUCUCCGGGGGGCGCCGCCGAGCCCGCGGGGGGCCGCCUGGUGCGGCGGCCCCAGCCCAAUUCGCCCGCUGCACCGCGCCGCCGGCGCCGCUCCGCGCAGCCCCGCGCCGCCCACACAGCGCGGCCAGGGGCGCCAGUCCGUCGGCCCCGCCCGCCCGCGCAGCGCGCCGGGGGCGGCGCUCCGCACUGCCGAGUCGCCCGCCGCCGGCGGGGCGGGAGGAGGGCCAGCCAGGGAGCAGCAGCCCACUUGGCUGGACGACCUGGUCCAGCUCGCGGUCGUGCCUAGGUCGGAGAAGGGUGCCGGCGAGGAGGCGUUGGCGGUGGCCAGCGAGCCUGCCACGGUGAACCUCUACGAGGGGUCGGAGAAGAUGUUCCGCGCCAUGCACGAGAUGAUGGGCUCGAGAUCGAGCUGUUGA